This is a messenger RNA of Pelobates fuscus (common spadefoot toad), 4703 nucleotides long. RefSeq names its product MINDY lysine 48 deubiquitinase 1 (gene MINDY1). NCBI's taxonomy places the organism in Eukaryota, Metazoa, Chordata, Amphibia, Anura, Pelobatidae. Bases 38 to 1621 code for a protein of 527 amino acids. The record is from RefSeq and is a predicted model, not a curated record. Gene Ontology annotation, molecular function: cysteine-type carboxypeptidase activity; cysteine-type deubiquitinase activity; K48-linked deubiquitinase activity. Gene Ontology annotation, cellular component: cell periphery; cytosol. The transcript is spliced from 10 exons. Gene Ontology annotation, biological process: protein K48-linked deubiquitination.
GGGUUUUUUUAUUAUUAUUUUUUUUUUUUGGUAUACAAUGGAGCACAGUGCUGACGACUUGAAAAUGGAUCUGGGCAAUGAAACCAAUAUUGAAAAUACAGUGGUGGACAACUGUGAGGUACCAGAGCCUGAAGAUAAAACUGGUGACAUGGGUAUCGUUCAAGAUGAUGGAACAAAAAAAUUAGCUGAAGAUUUGAAGUGUGAGGAAAGGGAUUCCGAUUUGGCUUCUGAUACAGGGAAUAAUCAAGAGAUGGUGGAUCCGUGUGAGUCUUCUGCUAUCAAUAGUGAGCAAAGUACCACUGAGUCGAACCAAGAAACAGAGGAAGGUAACUCUCAAUGUACACCAGGGUCCAGCAGAGUUACUGAGCAGUCUAUGUCUGCCGAAUCUGAUCAGCCGGAGAGCUAUCAACCUUCUGAAGACAAGCCUGAGGGCGAAAACCCAUCCUUACAGAACUUGCUGUGCUCUAGCACUAGUGUAAGCCCUUCGGAAGAGGUGUCCGAUGCUACCGCAUCCAAGUCCCCCGGAAACGAGGCUGGUGUAGACUACUAUUUUGUAAAAUGGAUAAAUUGGAAAGGGGAGAGGACCCCUGUCAUAACCCAGAGCGAGAAUGGACCAUGUCCUCUGCUGGCCAUCAUGAACAUCCUCUUCCUGCGAUGGAAGGUGAAGUUACCCCCCCAGAAGGAAGUAAUCACAUCUGAGGAGCUUAUGGCGCACCUGGGCGACUGCAUUCUUUCUAUUCAACCACAAGAGAACUCCGAAGCUCUCCAGCUGAAUUUCCAGCAGAAUGUUAACGAUGCAAUGACUGUGCUCCCCAAACUCUCCACUGGGCUGGAUGUUAACGUUCGUUUUACUGGGGUUCAGGACUUUGAGUACACUCCAGAGUGCAUAGUGUUUGACCUUCUAAAUAUUCCUUUGUACCAUGGCUGGUUGGUGGAUCCGCAGUGCGCAGAGGCAGCUCAAGCCGUGGGAAAACUAAGCUACAACCAGCUCGUGGAGAAAAUAAUUACUUGCAAGCAUUCAAACGACCCCAACCUGGUCACUGAAGGCCUCCUCGCAGAACAGUUUCUGGAGUCAUCUGCUACCCAGCUCACUUACCACGGACUGUGCGAGUUAAUGGCUGCAGUGAAGGAAGGGGAGCUCGGUGUUUUUUUUAGAAACAAUCAUUUUAGUGCACUAAUAAAGCACAAGGGCCACUUGUAUCUUCUGGUUACCGACCAAGGAUUUUUGCAAGAAGAAAAGGUGAUUUGGGAGAGCCUGCACAAUGUGGAAGGAGACAGCUGUUUCUGUGACUCGGAUUUUCAUUUGACCCCACAUCUGGAAAAGGAGGCUUCUUUCAACAACCCCCAACAGCUGCAGCAGAGACAGGUGGAUCAGGAUUAUAUGAUUGCUCUGUCAUUGCAACAGCAGCAGCAGGGCCCUCUGGCAAUGAGUGACUUAGAGCUAGCCAGGCAGCUGCAGCAAGAGGAAUAUCAACAACAGCAGCAGCAACAACAACAGCAGCCUCCACCGCAACAGGAGCCGCAGCCGUCUUCACAGCAGGCGAGGGCACAGCCUUCCGGACGCCCUUCUAGAGAACAAAGAUCACGGCCUAAGCAGGAAUCUGACUGCGUCUUGCUAUAGUGUGGAUCUUACGCCGAGUGAUGGCGUUAAUUGUGUUUCCUAUAAGGAGUGCCCAGAGGACCACUUCAACGCAGAUCUGCUUCGACUUGUUCUGCAGCAGAUAUUAUAUUGCAGCUCCACUGAUCCUGCUAUGUUUAUAUAUGUAUUUUGAUCCUUUUUUUCUAAUCACUCAAGGAGCUGUGUUUAUUCUCUGUUCUUUAUAUGACCUGAAUUUCCUAGAAACUAGCAGACUUCCUACACUGUAAAAUACAGUCUUCUGUUGCUAUGCUUAAUUAUUUUGCAAUUUACAAUCCUAGUUGCCACGAGGGCACUUUUGUGACAACCUGAAACUUAAAGGACUCUUUAUUUUAUAUUUAAAGCGAAGACCAGUAGCUAGAAAGGGUUACAGCGUUUUCUCAGCCUACCAAGAAUAUUGCAACACUUGCUGUUGAUGUGCAGUAAUAUUGCCACACACAAUAAAGGUGUUUAUCUAUCAACACUAAUAGACAUAUACUACUUGUGACUGAACGCCACCGGGUAUGUGGGUCUGCCACCUCAGACAGGGAUCCUUGCUGAGAACAGGACCAUUCUAUAUCUCCCCCAGCUGAUCACCGUGCGCAGGCCCAUUUGGGAAUGCCUCUUCUUACCAGUCAGGUAUUAACCCCUCUGCCUCCUGCUCCCAGUCAGGUAUUAACCCCUCUGCCUCCUCCUCCCAGUCAGGUAUCAACUCCUCUACAUCCUUAUCGCAGUCAGGUAUUAACCCCUCUGCCUCCUUAUUGCAGUCAGGUAUCGACUCCUCUGCCUCCUUAUUGCAGUCAGGUAUUAACCCCUAUGCCUCCUCCUCCCAGUCCGGUAUCGUCUCCUCUGCCUCCUUAUCGCAGUCCGGUAUCGUCUCCUCUGCAUCCUUAUCGCAGUCAGGUAUUAACCCCUCUGCCUCCUGCUCCCAGUCAGGUAUCGACUCCUCUACAUCCUUAUCGCAGUCAGGUAUUAACCCCUCUGCCUCCUCCUCCCAGUCAGGUAUUGACCCUCUUCCUCCUCCUCCCAGUCAGGUAUUAACCCCUCUGCCUCCUGCUCCCAGUCAGGUAUCGACUCCUCUACAUCCUUAUCGCAGUCAGGUAUUAACCCCUCUGCCUCCUCCUCCCAGUCAGGUAUUGACCCCUCUUCCUCCUCCUCCCAGGCAGGUAUUGACCCCUCUUCCUCCUCCUCCCAGGCAGGUAUUGACCCCUCUUCCUUCUCCUCCCAGUCAAGUCUCAACCCUUUUCCUCCUCCUCCCAGUCAGGUAUCGACUCCUCUGCCUCCUUAUCGCAGUCGGUUAUUGACCCCUCUUCCUCCUCUUCGCAGUCAGGUAUUGACCCUUCUGCUUGUCCUGUUUCCAACUACUACCUUUGUGGCAUUCAGGCCUAGCUCUUUCCUUACAUGUCCCUGACCAGGGCAGCUAGCAAGCAGUUCUGACAACUCUGCUAAUGGAAUUUCCAAACAAACCAGGUAGGAUACACAGCUCUUCAUUUUUGGACGAGGACUAGCCUUUGGUGACUUGUCCUUUUUAACAUAUGGUGACAACCAUUUACAAUACAAAAUAUUUGUAAACAAGCAACCAUAAUUCAUACAUCAAAAUAUACAAUGCAAGUAACCCUUUUAAACACAAUAAAAGCAAAAAUAUAUACAUGUAACUGCCUAUUUGGUUGCUCUAAAUUGCAUACCAAUAAUAUGUACAUUUGACACGUCCAUUCAGUCAACAGAGGGGGCGCUGCACAGUUAUCAAACUAACAAUGUAUAGUUUGCAAGUCAAGUGCUAGAGUCACACUGCUAUUCUAUACAUUAUUCAUAUGCCAGUCCUGCUGUAUCAUAUCUAUUGGGGCCCAGGAUGACCAAUGGAUUCCAGAUGGCAGUCAUAACUAGCAGAAUCUAAUCUAACCAGUAAUGUCUCAUGUGAUUUCCUGACCUCUUUUUCCUUACGGAAGUGAAUGAACUGCUGUAUUGCUAAUUCUUACAAAAAAAAACACAAAGAUCACCUUUGCGAUCUCAGUUUGUUUUCUAACUUUUUAGCAACAAGUGAUAGAUAGCUUGUUCCUUUCUAUCUUUUUAAAUGAAUUUAAUAUGAGCCUUUUCUGAUCCUCGUCAUUUUGCACUUAGUUUUGGUGAAGCCCCAACCAAAAUGACAUUAUUAGAUUUUUAAUUUUAUUUGUCUGUGCAAAGAUUUCGAGGGUUAAAUAAUGUGUGUUGUGUGUUUUUUUGUUUUUGUUUUUUUUAUGUCAACACUCAUUAAGAGAUCGGUUGCAACCACCAUUACUCUCAGCCAGGAAGUUUGGAACUGUAGCGUGACAUUGUCUAGUUAAUCUAUAUUCAAUACAGCUGUUGUAAACGGUAAUGUUGCUACGACCUGGUCUUUUAACACAGAAUCUCUAUCGAAUAACAUAGCUUUUACUAAACAAAUGAGACCAGAACAGUUCCAAAAAGUGCGGUUCUAGUAACGAUUACAGACUAGGAAUGGAGAAGUUUAUUCAUAACGUGCUAACCUUUUUGUGUGUUCUUCUGUUAAACCCUCCGGGCACCCGAGGCAACAGAACAAUGGUUGGGCACUGCCACGUAAUGCGAUUACUUGUCAUUUCUAAUUGUAAAUUAAGGUUUAGAAAACAUCCGUGAUCUUUCGAUGUGUAUAACCAGACAAUGUGUCCAGUCUAUUGUUCAUCAUGCCCAGGUACUCAAAGGGCCAGUGAAUUAAUGUAACGGCAAAUAAUUAACACUCCCUCUAAAUCUCCAUAGUCCGAAGAAGGGGGAAAAAAAAACAUUUCUAUAUACCUAUACACAAUAACAAAGUUUGUCUUUUCCCCAAAACUGAUUUUUAUUUUCUGUAUAUCACUAGUUGGAACUGUGUUCUGUCUGAUUUAGUUGGACUGACGUCUAUCACAUUAUGUUUGCUUAGCUUUAUCAAUGCAUUACAUUCCUGUUAAAUUCACAAACCACUGGUAAAUUUCAAUAAAAUACAAGAAAAGGGCAACAAGGUCUUAUCUUUUGCCGUAUGAAGCUUGGUGUUUAGGAACUGGAUGAAUUAGUUGGCAAAAUAAAGGGAUCGUUGAGGAACAUGUCUAUACCUAGUAGUAUU